Molecule: messenger RNA, 1288 nt
Organism: Motacilla alba alba
Lineage: Eukaryota; Metazoa; Chordata; Aves; Passeriformes; Motacillidae
Gene: FOXE1
Product: forkhead box E1
Exons: 1
Coding region: 18-884 (288 amino acids)
Biological process (GO): regulation of transcription by RNA polymerase II; anatomical structure morphogenesis; cell differentiation
Molecular function (GO): DNA-binding transcription factor activity, RNA polymerase II-specific; RNA polymerase II cis-regulatory region sequence-specific DNA binding
Source: RefSeq, a predicted model, not a curated record
GCCGCUCCGACGGCCACAUGACAGCCGAGAGCCGGCUGCCGCCGGGCCCCCCGCCGCCGCCCCCGCCGCUGAAGGCGGACGCGGUGCCGCCGGGAGAGGAGGCGGCGGCGGCGGCGGCGGGGGCGCGGGGCGGGCGGCGCCGCCGCAAGCGUCCGGCGGAGCGGGGCAAGCCGCCCUACAGCUACAUCGCCCUCAUCGCCAUGGCCAUCGGGCAGGCGCCCGAGCGGCGACUGACGCUCGGCGGCAUCUACCGCUUCAUCACCGAGCGCUUCCCCUUCUACCGCGACAGCCCCCGCAAGUGGCAGAACAGCAUCCGCCACAACCUCACCCUCAAUGACUGCUUUGUCAAGGUGCCACGGGAGCCUGGUCGCCCCGGCAAGGGAAACUACUGGACGCUGGACCCUCACGCCCGCGACAUGUUCGAGAGCGGGUCCUUCCUCCGCCGCAGAAAACGUUUCAAGCGCAGCGACCUCUCCACCUACCCGGCCUUCCUCGCCGAGCGCCCCGCCGCUCCGUGCCGCCUCCUCCUGCCGCCCCCCGCCGACCUGCCCCCGGCACCCGCCGCCACCUCCUGCGCCUUCGCCACCGCCUUCCCCGCGCAGGACUGCGCCUCCGCCGCUCUGCCCCACGCCUACGCCCCGCUGCCCACCGCUCCCGGGCCCUACGCGCCCGGGGGCCAGGGGCCGCUGUAUGCGCCGUCGGGGCGCAUCGUGCUGCCCGCCUCUUCGCCCGGGCCCCCUGCGCUCUACGGCCGCCGCUCCCCCGCGCCCUACCCGCCGCUGGCACACGCCUACGGCGCCGGAGGGCAGCUGAGUGCCGCCGAGCCCGCAGCGCGGCACGGCGCCUACCCUGGAGGCCCCGACAGGUUUGUCCCGGCGCUCUGACCUAUCCUGGAGAGGCCCGACAGAGCGGACCGGAGCCCGGGAGACGGCGGAGUGCGGGGGUCGCCCGGCACGGCUGCUCCCGGCGCUGCCCGGGAAGAUGCUGAAGAACCUUGGGCUGCUCCUACGCAUUCUGCCCUCUGCCCAGGCUUCCUGGCAAGGAGUGUCGCAGUCAGCCCUGGGGACCUGGGGUGUCCUGUCCAGCCCUGUCCACUCUCGCAGAAAAGUCCUAGGGACGCCCAAGUGCUUGGAUGGGGCAAGCAGUCUCUUCUUCUUCUGCAACCUUUCCUGGAGCAGGUGCUCAAAGCUUCCUGCCAGGCUCCCAGCCUCCUGGCACACCCAACCGGGCCCCUUCUGGUCUACGCAGGAAGAUUUCACAUCUUAAAGUCUCCCUGUUGUUGAUGAUU